AUGAGUCCGCGCUCCUGCCUGCGCUCCCUGCGCCUGCUGGUCUUCGCCGUCUUCUCGGCCGCCGCCAGCAACUGGCUGUACCUGGCCAAGUUGUCCUCGGUGGGCAGCAUCUCUGACGAGGAGACCUGCGAGAAGCUGAAGGGGCUGAUCCAGAGGCAGGUGCAGAUGUGCAAGAGGAACCUGGAGGUGAUGGACUCCGUGCGGCGCGGGGCGCAGCUGGCCAUCGAGGAAUGCCAGUACCAGUUCCGGAACCGACGGUGGAACUGUUCGACUCUGGACAGCCUGCCGGUCUUCGGCAAGGUGGUGACGCAAGGGACCCGAGAAGCAGCCUUCGUCUACGCCAUCUCCUCUGCAGGGGUAGCCUUCGCUGUGACUCGGGCCUGCAGCAGCGGGGAGCUGGACAAGUGUGGCUGUGACCGGACCGUGCAUGGGGUCAGCCCGGAGGGCUUCCAAUGGUCAGGCUGUUCAGACAACAUUGCCUACGGAGUGGCCUUCUCCCAGUCCUUUGUGGAUGUCCGAGAGAGAAGCAAAGGGGCUUCCUCCAGCCGGGCUCUCAUGAACUUGCACAACAAUGAGGCUGGAAGAAAGGCCAUUCUGAACCACAUGCGGGUGGAAUGCAAAUGCCACGGCGUGUCGGGCUCCUGCGAGGUGAAGACCUGCUGGAAGGCCAUGCCCCCCUUCCGCAAGGUGGGCCACGUCCUCAAGGAGAAGUUUGACGGGGCCACGGAAGUGGAGCAGCGGCGAGUGGGCUCCUCCAAGGCCCUCGUGCCCAGGAACUCCCAAUUCAAGCCGCACACGGACGAGGACCUGGUGUACCUGGAGCCGAGCCCGGACUUCUGCGAGCACGACGCCCGCAGUGGCGUUCUGGGCACCUGGGGCCGCCAGUGCAACAAGACCUCCAAGGCCAUCGACGGCUGCGAGCUGCUGUGCUGCGGCCGCGGCUUCCACACCUCCGAGGUCGAGGUGGUCGAGCGCUGCAGCUGCAAAUUCCACUGGUGCUGCUUCGUCAAGUGUCGUCACUGCCACCGGCUGGUGGAGACACACACGUGCCGGUGAUCCCCGGCUCCCCGGGCCCCGCCAGGGACGCAGACCGAGGAACAGAGAGACGAUGGACGGAGGGGAGACAUAAUUUAAAGGCCACGACUCCCCCCUCAAGAAAAAGAUGCUGGUUGUAUUUUUUUUAAUGUCUCCAUAGUAUUUAUUACAGAGGUCAGAGGCCCAGGCCCAGGGCAUGCCCUGAUCCCCACCUCUCACCAGCUGAUCUGAAGGACACCGGCCCCCCAUUAAGCCUCCUCAAGCUAGUGUUUUCUGUGCCUAUUGUAGAUGCAGACUUUUCAGACUUUCAGGGAGAAACACAUACAAAUAACCACAACGGCCAGGCUUCCAUGCUCCCUGAUGUGUCUGUGGGGAAGGAGAGCGACGUGAAGGAAGGCCCCCUAACCCUUCGGGUUUCUUUGGGGAGCCACGGGCAGUGAGCUGGAAGCUGCUCAGAGACCCUCUUUCCUGUCUCAGGAGCCUCUGGAGCGGUAGCAGUGUUCCUGCUGGGGACAGUGGCCCAGAUCUAGGAGCCUCCUGGCUGAACUGAUGGAGCAUCGCAUAGCUGGUACCAUCCCGCAAUCACAGUAUGUCGGGGUUGGAAGACACCCUGGGGAUCAAUGAGUCUGAUGCCCUCUGUUGACAGAGGAGGAAACGGAAAUCCAGGAAACAGCUUGUCUGAGACCACACAGCAAGUGACCAAGCCGGGGCCAGAGCCCAGGUCUCCCCAUUCCAAGUCCAAGGAUUUCACUGCCCCGCAACCCCCGUGGAACUACUGACCUACUGACCCCGAUGAGAAGAGACCCUGAAGAGCUUACAUCAGGGGUAUGCGCCCUGAAGGCAGAGCCAGCAGCAGCCCCCGGCCCAUCCUACACCCUCUUCCCUCCAAACCUUCCCGUAACCAGAGGUUAAAAGAGGUGAGAGGGAUCUCAGAAUCCUGGUCUUAUACCUUCAGUUUAAAGAUGAGGAAACUGAGGCCUGGAAAGGUCAAGCUACUUUCCUAAGUUCACACAGGCAGUAAUCCUAAUUCACAUCUUAGAGAACCUGGAUCCUUCCCAAGAUGCUUUUCCAAUGGAUGGGAAGCAUAGGGAGGUAUCAUUAUCUCCACUCCAAAGACAAGGAAGGGGAGGCCCAGGAAGGGCCUCUCACCAAAGGUCACACAGUGAGUCCGUGUUAGGGACAGAACCAGGGACAGGUCUCCUGAUUUCUAGACCUUCAGUCAUUUCAGUCAUGCCAGACUCUUCGUGAGCGUAUUUGGGAUUUCCUU
This is a messenger RNA of Vombatus ursinus (common wombat), 2302 nucleotides long. It is a transcript of the gene WNT4, whose product is annotated as Wnt family member 4. Gene Ontology annotation, cellular component: extracellular region. The transcript has 5 exons. Gene Ontology annotation, molecular function: frizzled binding; cytokine activity. NCBI's taxonomy places the organism in Eukaryota, Metazoa, Chordata, Mammalia, Diprotodontia, Vombatidae. Gene Ontology annotation, biological process: neuron differentiation; multicellular organism development; cell fate commitment. Bases 1 to 1056 code for a protein of 351 amino acids. The record is from RefSeq and is a predicted model, not a curated record.